Messenger RNA from Trifolium pratense (red clover), 2175 nucleotides. RefSeq names its product BRAP2 RING ZnF UBP domain-containing protein 2. Gene Ontology annotation, cellular component: cytoplasm. NCBI's taxonomy places the organism in Eukaryota, Viridiplantae, Streptophyta, Magnoliopsida, Fabales, Fabaceae. The coding region runs from base 411 to 1775 and encodes 454 amino acids. Gene Ontology annotation, molecular function: zinc ion binding; ubiquitin protein ligase activity. Gene Ontology annotation, biological process: Ras protein signal transduction; protein ubiquitination. The transcript has 11 exons. The record is from RefSeq and is a predicted model, not a curated record.
GCUUAUGUUUUGUGACGGAUGGAGUACCAUAUCCAUGCAGUUUCGAUCCAGGACAUUAAAUAUUUGAUUUCUCAUAAUAAUGUUUCUCUCUGCCGCACUCUUAGAUAAGUUAAUCAAUACGCAAACUUCUUCUUAAAGCUUGAAGCUUCCUCAGAUACCGAUUUCCGAUUUCUCUAGCAUGACUCUCCUCCGGAAGGUGUUUCGCGAUCUACUUAGGAACAAUGCAAUAUGAAUUUUGUUUCUAACAGACUAAUUUUUCUUGUCUUUUUUCUCUGCUCUUGCUUAGCUUUGUUUGUUACCAAAGUAUUCAUAAAAAAAAAAAAAAAAAAAAAGUUAAAAGUUUAUUAAAGAAGAAACCGAUGUUGAUAAUAAUCGUAUUUGAUUUGAUGAAAGAUUGAAUUGAAUUAACGAUGUGGAGUUCAAGCAAAGUCUCCGAAGAAGAUUGUUGUUUCUCAACAACAAGUCUCUUCAAUUUCUCUUCUGGAAACCCUAGAAUCGAAGAAACUCGCGGCCUCAUGCACGUCUUCCCACACGAAUCUCCUCCUUCUCUUCCGAUUGAACGUAAGCCAUUGGCGUGUGUUGUUGGAGUACCAAAUCACAUGACUUAUGCUGAUUUUUGCCAGUUUUGUGGUUCUUUUAUUCAACAUAUGCUUGAAUUGCGUAUUGUUAGAAUGGAUAAUAUGGAAGAUCGUUACAGUGUUUUGAUUCGUUUUGAUGACCAAAAUUCUACUGAUGCGUUCUACACUCAUUACAAUGGUCGACGUUUCUCUUCUCUUGAGGUUGAAGUGUGCCGUGUUGUUUUCACCAUAGAUGUACAGUAUACUGGCUCAAUUGAACAUGCACAACCAUCCAAUGCUACUUCAACUGAACAGCCUACAUGUCCAGUUUGCCUUGAGCGAUUAGAUCAAGACACGAGUGGAAUUCUUACAACUAUAUGCAAUCAUUCUUUUCAUUGUUCCUGUAUUUCAAAAUGGGCAGAUUCUUCUUGUCCUGUAUGCCGCUAUUGCCAACAGCAAGCUGAAAAAUCUAUAUGUUUCGUUUGUCAAACCACGGAGAACCUUUGGAUAUGUGUUAUAUGUGGGUUUGUUGGCUGUGGAAGAUAUAAAGGAGGGCAUGCUAUAAUACACUGGAAAGAAACACAGCAUUGCUAUUCCUUAGAAGUGGAAACCAAGCGUGUUUGGGAUUAUGUGGGAGACAACUAUGUUCAUAGACUUAUUCAGUCCAAAACUGAUGGGAAGUUAGUUGAGCUGAACUCUCACUGCAUGCAUGCAGACAGUGGAUGUGGUAGCUGUGGAGAUAAUGCCAUGAGAGAGGCUAUACUUAAUAGUAAAGUCGAAGCUAUUGUCAGCGAGUACAAUGAAUUGCUUGCUACUCAACUUGAAAACCAAAAAUUGUAUUUUGAAUCCUUAUUACAACAAGUAGAACAAGAAACUGAAGGAAAAAUUUCUGUAGCUGUUCAGAAGGCUGUCAGUCUUAAACAACAGAAGAUUCAGUCCAAGAUUGAUAGAUGUAACAAAGAGAAGAAAUUUCUGGACGAGCUUAAUGACAAUCUUUUGAAAAACGAGGAGAUUUGGAAAGCCAAGAUACUCGAGAUUGAAGAGAGGGAGAAAAAAGCUUUAAAACUGACUGAUGAUAAGAUAACGGGCCUAGAAAAGAAGCUUAGUAACCUCAUGAUUUGUCUUGAGGGUGGGACGACGGUAGAACAGCUGCCAUUGUCAAAUGAUACAAAUGGUGGAACUGUCUCUGACAUUUCAAAAGGAUCCUCGUCAACUUGAAGCUCUUAGCUGGGAAGAAAAGCAUGAUAGAAAAUUGAAUCAUUCCAUUAGACUUUGCUGGGAGUUGAAAGGAAAAGGGGAUGAAGGGAAGGAAACACACCCCUGCAAAUUCGAGGGAUAUUGAAAUAUAAGGGGAAGACUUUGGAAGAUUUUAAAAAAUAUUGCAAUCCCUUGUUUUUAAAUGCUCCCAAACAAACAAGGAAACCAUCUAUUGUAAUGUUUUCCUUCCUCUCUCGUCUGCUCCUAAAUUCCCCUCCGUAUAUUCACAAGUUUAUACAAACUGAACUGGGGGAUGGAGGCACGAGUUGAGAUGCUUCCACCUGAAUUUUUUCUGUUAAAACUUCAAUAUGUCAUGUUUGAUUGUUUGUACAUAAAUAAAUAGACAAAUGUUUACAUACAA